AUGAUGCAUUUCUUGUUCUUUGGGCUAUUAUUUAUCGAAAUAAUACAGGCGCUUGAUUAUGCUGAUUUCGGGUUACCCAAUAGAAAUCCAUGCGUCCUCAGUCAUGGUGGAAAGGUGUAUGUAAUCAACCAACAAUCACUCGCAAUCAAUUUUCAACAACCUUGGGAGAAUACCAGUCCAGAAAUAACCACGCAUAAUCUAACAACAGUCGGUGCAUGUAGUAUCACAAGAUCAGGCAGAGUCAUCUUAAUACCUCUAGAGCAACAACAACCCUUACAGGUUAUAGAUGAUAUCACCUUAUCAUGGAAUUUAAAUAGUAACAUCACUUAUUUAGGUUCGCAAAAUGCCAUUAAUUCAUUCGUCGAAAGAACAAUACCAUUGACCAGUGCAUUUGUUAUCGCCGCAUAUAAUGAUUUCAUAGUGAUCUUUGGUGGAUAUAAUGAGUCUAGUACUUUUAUACUCGACACGCGUUACCCACCCUAUAUCUGGGAUGAAGUAUCCCUUUCACCUAAUACACCAAUAAAGACAGCUUCUUCUAUUACUACACUGUAUGCGACAUCUCGCUGGAUUCUCCAUUUUCAAAUCGAUUCGAAUAUAAUUUAUAUUUACUGUUUGGACCCUCUAAAUUUGCAAUGGUAUGGAUUGAUUUCAACGUUUGAACUAGACAAUGACCAAACACAAUCUAUUCAAGUUGUUCCAACCACUGAAGACCUUGACUCAUUUCUCAUCGUUGCCAGACAAGAAAAUGAAACAUAUAUCUCCACAACCAUAUGGCAGUCAAAUACAUCAGCCCUACUGCCGAUGAUUACCGUCACAUUUGUAAAUUCAAUAGUUCAACAAACAGGCCAAAGAAGUGGCGGUGGAUCUGUUUUGGUUACACGAAUCGACGAUGAAAUGGCGCUACUUUAUGGAGGCAAAGCAAAUCUCGAAUUCUUAAAUACGACAAGCAAGUCAUUUGUUGCAACACCUGAGUGGCUUACUGAAGGAUCACCACAAGAAGAUAAUCAUUUGGGCAUCAUUUUGGGUACAGUACUUGGCGGAGUCAUGUUUAUUAUUGUACUUGUUGUUUUGUUUAUCUGGUUGAGAAAGCGUAGUAAUGUAUCACUAAGCCCAAAUAACACAAAACCGAAAAACAUACCAUCGAUGAGCCAACAAGAGGAAAACUUGGAGCCAUCACCAUCGAUUUCACAGUUCACAUUGUCACCAAUUAAAAGACUAUCUCCCAUCAGCCUUUUCCCGCUAGCUACUGAUCACGUAUCAUCUGAAAACGAAGAUGAAGGCAUCACUGUACUACCUCAACAGCCAAAAAUAAAAAGUAGAUUUAAGGAACAUUUCGAUUUUCAUGAGUCCAUUGCAUCUGGAUCGUUACAAAUAGAUCCGAGAGAACAGUAA
Messenger RNA from Mucor mucedo, 1392 nucleotides. RefSeq lists its product as uncharacterized. NCBI's taxonomy places the organism in Eukaryota, Fungi, Mucoromycota, Mucoromycetes, Mucorales, Mucoraceae. Bases 1 to 1392 code for a protein of 463 amino acids. The transcript has 2 exons. The record is from RefSeq and is a predicted model, not a curated record.